Molecule: messenger RNA, 279 nt
Organism: Phytomonas sp. Hart1
Lineage: Eukaryota; Euglenozoa; Kinetoplastea; Trypanosomatida; Trypanosomatidae
Source: the annotation of a GenBank genome assembly
AUGUCUGAGGGUCUCGUCAUUUUCUCUCAGAACUUUGAGAUAAUUCAGGACAAUGUAUUGCACUUCACGGCGCUCAUCGGGCCCGAUCUCAUUGCUCACAAGAAAAAGAGCGGCCCGGCAGACCAUAAAAUGCAAAUAAUGAUACUCUGUGGCCGCGGUCAGGAGUCUUUUGGUCGUAUUCCAGUGUUCAUGCGUGCUAAGAUAUCGAAGCUGACGAGCGGCGGCAUCACGAUUAGCUUUUUCGGAGGAAGUCAGAGCCACCGUCGCGGCUUCGUCUAA